GGUGAUAUUUCAGCUCAUAAUAGUGAUAGCACUAGAGGAGGAAGAAUGCGUAGAAUCAAUUCUAUGGAUGUGAUGGAGAACUGGGCUGCUCAUCAAAAGGAAAAGAAAUUCUACAUUGUGUUAAUAAGCCUCCAUGGCUUGAUACGCGGUGAAAACAUGGAGCUUGGUCGUGAUUCUGAUACAGGUGGCCAGGUCAAGUAUGUUGUGGAACUUGCCAGGGCCUUGGGUUCAAUGCCUGGAGUUUAUCGCGUUGAUUUACUAACAAGACAAGUUUCAUCUCCAGAUGUGGAUUGGAGUUAUGGGGAACCAACUGAAAUGUUGAAUCCAGUAAACUCUGAGAAUCCACAAGAGGAGCUUGGGGAGAGUACUGGGGCUUAUAUAGUGCGUAUACCAUUUGGCCCAAAAGAUAAAUACGUUCCCAAAGAACUCCUUUGGCCACACAUUCCUGAGUUUGUAGAUGGAGCACUUAACCAUAUUAUACAGUUGUCCAAAGCUCUUGGAGAGCAAAUUGGAGGUUGUUUACACUUCUACUUUACACUUCUACUUUCUAAGAUUCUAGAUUUAUCCGACUUUUCUGGCAAUUUACACUUCUACCACAUAUUCUAA
Messenger RNA from Rosa chinensis, 606 nucleotides. RefSeq names its product probable sucrose-phosphate synthase 1. The transcript has 3 exons. NCBI's taxonomy places the organism in Eukaryota, Viridiplantae, Streptophyta, Magnoliopsida, Rosales, Rosaceae. Bases 46 to 606 code for a protein of 186 amino acids. The record is from RefSeq and is a predicted model, not a curated record.